This is a messenger RNA of Erythranthe guttata (spotted monkey flower), 691 nucleotides long. RefSeq names its product histone H3.2. The record is from RefSeq and is a predicted model, not a curated record. NCBI's taxonomy places the organism in Eukaryota, Viridiplantae, Streptophyta, Magnoliopsida, Lamiales, Phrymaceae. Gene Ontology annotation, cellular component: nucleosome. Gene Ontology annotation, molecular function: structural constituent of chromatin; protein heterodimerization activity; DNA binding.
CUAAAUCACCAUUUCCAUAUCGCCAUUCAUAAUUACAGCAGCAAAUACAAAAAACAGAGUGUGAAUUUUUGCAUCAGAAAUCAGCACCAAUCAAUGGCGCGUACAAAGCAGACGGCGAGAAAGUCCACCGGCGGCAAGGCACCACGGAAGCAGCUGGCGACGAAGGCGGCGAGGAAGUCUGCUCCGGCCACCGGAGGAGUGAAGAAGCCCCACCGUUUCCGUCCGGGAACUGUGGCCCUUCGUGAGAUCAGGAAGUACCAGAAGAGCACGGAGCUGCUGAUCAGGAAGCUGCCAUUUCAGAGGCUAGUGAGGGAGAUUGCGCAGGAUUUCAAGACGGAUCUCCGCUUCCAGAGCUCCGCUGUGGCGGCGCUGCAGGAGGCGGCGGAGGCUUAUCUGGUGGGUCUGUUCGAGGAUACGAACUUGUGCGCAAUUCAUGCUAAGAGGGUUACUAUUAUGCCCAAGGACAUUCAAUUGGCUAGGAGAAUUCGUGGGGAGAGGGCUUAAGAUUUCACCACUGGUUUUAAUUUCUGAAUUUCUGAUUUGAAUGUUUGUAGUCUACGAAUUAGGGUUUUGGAUGUUGAUUUGGGGAUUUUUGCUGGUUGAAUGAAAGUUUGGAUGUAAAUUCUAAUCCCGAUUGAAUGAUUAGUUGGAAAAAAAAUAUCAUGUUCUAUUGAAUUAUUAGCUUCUCUCA